Pocillopora meandrina is the source of this 1595-nucleotide messenger RNA. Lineage: Eukaryota; Metazoa; Cnidaria; Anthozoa; Scleractinia; Pocilloporidae. The record is from the annotation of a GenBank genome assembly.
AAUUCUGACUACGCGUUUGAAAUCGUGAAGAGCAAUAUCGACGUUGUUUGUUUGAUGUGCUCCGACUUUCAGAAGUACCUAUCAGACUAUCACUACCUCUCGCCGAGCAGAUCAGGCAACCAUGACAUAAAAACCGCGCUAAAGAACUUCCAGAAAUUCUUUGGUCUGCCUGUGACUGGCGAAUUAGACGAAGAAACUUUAUACCAAAUGAAGAAACCACGAUGUGGGGUCCCAGAUGUUGAUGAAAAUGGCGGGCGUUUGCGCAUUAAACGAUUCAGUACAUGGGGAAAGUGGCGUAAAACAGAUCUCAAGUACUACUUGUCUUUUGGCGAAGACAUGUCAGAAGCGGAUCAGGCUAGAGUUAUGGCUCGGGCAUUUCAAAUGUGGAGCGCCGUGGCAUCUAAGCCGAAGUUUACAAGAACUCUUUCAGUUUCGAAUGCAGACUUCAGAAUCAGGUUUACUGUCAUCAAUUUAACUUCGCAUUUAUUCGUCCGAGCAGUUUUUCAUUCAUCCAUUUAUAUUCUUACUGUUAUUCAUUCAAUCUCUCUUCCUCCCUUUCCUUCAUUUUCCUUUCCUUCCUUUAUUUCACAAUCCAUUUUUUCACCGCAUCGAUCGAUCAAUCGAUCAUUUAUUCAGUCAAUCAGUCAGUCAGUCAGUUUAGUCAGACAGCUUGUUCAUUUCUUCGCCUGUCUGUCGAGUUUUUUUUUUUUGGUCAUUUUCUUCUUUUGAGCUUCGAUUGGUUGUUUCCAUGAGCAACUCUUUUCUUUAUGGCGGUUUGUUUUUGCUUGUUUGGUCAGUUGCUGACCUUUAAACUUGGUUCCAAUUAUUUCCAUGUUCCGAUAAAGUUCCAAGUUCCAAUAAAUUUCCAUGAGCAACUGUUUUCUUUAUGGCAGUUAGUUUUUGCUUGUUUGGUCAGUUGCUGACCUUCAAACAUGGAUUGUCGUUGCUUUUCUGCCUGGUGAUUUUAGUUUUCUGAAACAGGCUACAAAAUACACACAAUGCUGUGCUGCAUAAAUGAUGCAAAUUAAUUUCGCCAAAUUUUAUGCGCUGUUGUGACUGAAAUUUCGACGACAUCUGAAAAGAAAAUUACACCCUGUUAAAUUAUCGGUGUUUGCAUAUCAAAAAAAAUUUCUUUAUCACAAGCUACUGACUGGUGAUUCAUUUUCAGUUUUGGUAAAAGAAAGCACUCUGGUGUCCCAGGCGAAAGGCAGUGUUAUUCCGACUUUGAUGGUAAAGACAAGGUUCUGGCUCAUGCUUUUUAUCCACAAGAUGGUCGACUUCAUUUUGACGAUGAUGAAUACUUCACCGAGACUGGUUCAUGGUGGAAUGGAUCACAGAGCCUACUUUAUGUUGCUGUGCACGAGAUUGGUCACGCCUUAGGACUUAGACACUCUGACGUGAAGGGCACAGUGAUGUGGCCGACUGCAAGCCGAGGUACACCCAAGCUGCAUCAGGACGACAUUGAUGGGAUAAGGUCGCUCUAUGGUAUGUGGAAAGCUCUUAAAAAGGAAGUUGAUUGGGAAGUUUUCUCGCUUCUUUUAGCAAGACUGAACUCUGUAAUCGAUAACUUAGAUACCUACUUCAGUGGAUCUUAG